AUGUCUGAAUUGAGGUACGACGGCCAGGUCGUCGUGGUUACUGGCGCCGGCGGUGGACUUGGAAAGGCAUAUGCUACGUUCUUUGGCUCAAGAGGUGCCAGCGUCGUUGUCAACGAUCUUGGUGGCUCCUUCAAGGGUGAGGGACAGGGCACAAAAGCUGCUGAUGAAGUCGUCAACGAGAUCAAGAAGGCCGGCGGCAAGGCUGUGGCCAACUAUGACAGUGUCGAGAAUGGAGACCGUAUCAUUCAGACUGCGAUCGAUGCUUUCGGCCGCAUCGAUGUCCUCAUCAAUAACGCUGGUAUCCUCCGUGAUAUUAGUUUCAAGAACAUGAAAGAUCAAGAUUGGGACCUCAUCUACAACGUCCACGUCAAAGGUGCAUACAAGUGCGCGAGAGCUGCCUGGCCACAUUUCCGUAAACAAAAGUAUGGCCGAGUCAUCAACACCGCAUCAGCUGCUGGUCUCUUUGGCAGCUUUGGCCAGUGCAAUUACUCGGCUGCCAAACUAUCUCAGGUCGGCUUCACCGAAACUCUUGCGAAAGAAGGCCAAAAGUACAACAUCAUGUGCAAUGUCAUCGCCCCGAUUGCGGCCAGCCGUAUGACUGCGACCGUCAUGCCCCCAGAUGUUCUAGACAACCUCAAGCCCGAAUGGGUUGUGCCCCUCGUGGCUGUACUUAUCCACAAGUCCAACACCGAGACUGGCUCUAUCUACGAAGUCGGUGGUGGGCAUGUGGCUAAGCUGAGAUGGCAGCGUGCCAAGGGUGCCUUGCUCAAGGCCGACGACUCCAUGACGCCUGGCGCUAUCCUGGCCAAGUGGAACGACGUGAUUGACUACUCUCAGCCUGAGUAUCCCACUGGCGUCGCAGACAUGGUGGCCAAGCUUGAGGAAGCUGGCAAGCUGCCUCGAAACGACCCCGGCGAGCCUAUUGACUUCAAGGACAAGGUCGUGCUCGUCACUGGUGGUGGCGCCGGUCUUGGUCGCAUCUAUUCGCUGUCCUUCGCCAAGCUUGGUGCGAAGGUUGUUGUCAAUGAUUUGAUGAACCCUGACGACGUGGUCCAGGAGAUCCAGAAGCUUGGUGGCACCGCCGUCGGCAACAAGGCAUCAGUCCUUGAUGGCGACGCAGUGGUCAAGACCGCCAUCGACAACUUCGGCAGGGUUGACAUCAUCAUCAACAAUGCUGGCAUUCUCAAAGACAAAGCGUUCGCGAAUAUGACCGAUGACCUCUGGGAUCCCGUCUUGGAUGUUCAUCUGAAGGGAACGUACAGGGUCACCAAGGCCGCCUAUCCCUACAUGCUGAAGCAAAAGUACGGCAGAAUCGUCAACACCACAAGCACAAGCGGUAUCUAUGGCAAUUUUGGCCAGGCAAACUAUGCUGCAGCGAAACUUGGUAUCCUCGGCUUCUCUCGUGCGUUGGCUCUGGAGGGUCGUAAGAACAACAUCUUCGUCAACACCAUUGCUCCCAACGCUGGCACACAGAUGACUCGUAGCAUCCUCCCCGAGGAGCUCGUCCAGGCGUUCAAGCCAGAUUAUGUUGCUCCUCUCGUCCUUCUCCUUUGCUCGGACAAGAUGCCAGACCCACCCACUGGGCUGCUCUUCGAAGUCGGAAGUGGCUGGCAAGCUCGGACACGCUGGCAACGAUCCGGGGGUCAUGGUUUCCCCAUUGAUGUCAAGCUUGUUCCUGAGGAAGUAGUAAAGCACUGGAAGAAGAUCAACGAUUUCGAUGAUGGUCGUGCCGAUAACCCGGAAGGUGGUCAAGAUGGUCUCAAAUCCAUCAUGGCCAACAUGGAGAACAAGGCCAACAAGUCCUCGGACGGUGAUGAGAGGACCGAUUAUCUUGCCGCCAUUGACAAGGCCAAGCAAGCUAAAUCGUCCGGUACGGAGUUCUCGUGGGAUGACCGCGACGUCAUCCUCUACAAUAUGUCUUUGGGCGCGAAGAGAACUGAGUUGCCGCUCGUAUACGAGAACAACGAUAACUUCCAGGUUCUGCCCACCUUUGGUGUCAUUCCAUUCUUCAACGCACAAUCGCCAUUCAGCAUGGACGACAUUGUCCCCAACUUCUCGCCUAUGAUGCUCCUUCAUGGCGAACAGUAUCUAGAGAUCCGCAAGUUCCCUAUUCCCACCACAGCUAAGACUAUCUCAUACCCCAAGCUGGUCGAAGUUGUCGACAAGGGUGCUGCGGCUAUUGUGGUCAGCGGCAUCACUACUAAGGACGCGAACACCGGCGAGGAUCUCUUCUACAAUGAGUCGACUGUCUUCAUUCGCGGCUCUGGUGGCUUUGGCGGUCCCAAGAAGGGUGCAAACCGCGGCGCCGCCACUACAAUCCAUCAAGCGCCGAAGCGUGUUCCUGAUGCUGUCGUUGAGGAGCAGACUUCUGGUGAUCAGGCCGCCCUCUACCGUCUCAACGGUGACCGCAAUCCUCUGCACAUUGAUCCCGAGUUUAGCAAAGUGGGUGGUUUCAAAGACCCUAUUCUACACGGUCUUUGCUUCUUUGGCUUCAGUGGCAAGCACAUUGUACAAAAGUUCGGGCAGUUCAAGAACAUCAAGGUGCGGUUUGCGGGUACCGUCCUUCCUGGGCAGACUCUGGUCACAGAAAUGUGGAAGGAGGGCAACACGGUUGUGUUCCAGACUAAAGUCAAGGAGACUGGCAAGCUGUGCAUCGCUGGCGCGGGUGCAGAAUUGAGGGGCGAUGCGAAAGCUAAGCUGUAG
Molecule: messenger RNA, 2703 nt
Organism: Cyphellophora europaea CBS 101466
Lineage: Eukaryota; Fungi; Ascomycota; Eurotiomycetes; Chaetothyriales; Cyphellophoraceae
Product: peroxisomal hydratase-dehydrogenase-epimerase
Exons: 3
Coding region: 1-2703 (900 amino acids)
Molecular function (GO): oxidoreductase activity
Source: RefSeq, a predicted model, not a curated record